Molecule: messenger RNA, 8009 nt
Organism: Liolophura sinensis
Lineage: Eukaryota; Metazoa; Mollusca; Polyplacophora; Chitonida; Chitonidae
Product: plasma membrane calcium-transporting ATPase 2-like
Exons: 25
Coding region: 350-4036 (1228 amino acids)
Biological process (GO): calcium ion transmembrane transport; regulation of cytosolic calcium ion concentration
Cellular component (GO): intracellular membrane-bounded organelle; plasma membrane
Molecular function (GO): ATP hydrolysis activity; P-type calcium transporter activity; ATP binding
Source: RefSeq, a predicted model, not a curated record
GGCGAGCAUACAUGUUCUAAUGGUAAGAUAUUUUCGGGGGAUUUUGAAGACACCUAUCGUGGCUGAUGAGGUGACAUUUGUCUCAGCAGAAAAACCGAUGAUUUUCCGACAUUUUCUUUAGGAAUAGGUAUUAUUAGUGCCACGUUGUGGGCUGGGAUAUUAGCCGAACACUGUUGAUUUUUCGCCGAGGUUGCUACCGGUUCCCAUGUAGACAAGGUUUGCUUCUCUCCAGUCUGCCGAACCCACUGAGCUGAGGUGCUGUCUUGUUGAGUGAGAGACCAGCUGAAGUAUGAACCUGAUCGUUUAGAAGGUAACGUAAAGGUUUUCCGGCAGGUUGUGUGAUCCCACCAUGGCAGAGGAAGAGAUUGACGGGCGCCCCGCCGAAUAUGGCUUGUCUGUCAAGGAGCUCCGAGAGCUCAUGGAGCUGAGGGGACGGGAAGGCUAUGAACGAAUACAAACAAAAUAUGGAGGGGUUCUGGAGAUGUGUAAAAAGCUCUAUACGUCACCCAAUGAAGGUUUAUCGGGGAAUCCAGUGGAUCUGGAACACCGGAGGAAAACUUUUGGCUCUAAUGUAAUACCUCCCAAGCCGCCAAAAAGUUUUCUACGGUUGGUCUGGGAGGCCUUGCAAGAUGUCACCCUCAUUAUUUUGAUAGUUGCAGCAAUUGUUUCACUAGGAUUAUCUUUUUAUAAGCCACCUGCAGAUGCGAAGGGUGCAGCUGGGCAUGUAGAUGAAUCAGAGAGUCAAGCUGGAUGGAUUGAAGGACUAGCCAUUUUAGUAGCUGUUAUAGUUGUUGUCCUAGUAACUGCCUUCAAUGAUUGGAGGAAAGAAAAACAGUUCCGUGGUUUGCAAAACAAAAUUGAACAUGAGCACAAGUUUGCCACAAUUCGGGGUGGUGAAGUCCUACAGAUUCCAGUGGGAGAAUUAGUUGCCGGUGAUAUAUGUCAAGUAAAAUAUGGUGAUCUGCUUCCAGCAGAUGGCAUCCUCAUACAAAGUAAUGACCUCAAGGUAGACGAGAGCUCCCUUACAGGAGAGUCUGAUCAUGUCAAGAAGGGCGAUGUCACGGAUCCCAUGUUGCUCUCAGGAACUCAUGUUAUGGAAGGCAGUGGUAAGAUGCUAGUGGUGGCUGUCGGAGUCAACUCUCAAACAGGGAUUAUCUUUGCUCUCCUUGGCGCUUCACAAGAAGAUAGUGAGAAAAAGAAGAAGAAGAAAAAGAAGGGAGAGGCAGAUGUGGAGGCGGGAGGAGUCCAGCCCAACCCCGGUGGACAAACCGUUCCAUUGCUGUCUAGCGAAGAUAAUGCAAAAGUGGUGGAUUCUGACUUCGCAAAUGUGCAGUAUAAAGGAACAGGUAAUUCGCACAACACAACUAAGGACAAUCCAGGUGGUGAUGCUAAUCAGGUGGUUGAGGAUGGAAAGAUCGAACUGGAAGAGAAGAAGGAGGGAGCAAAGAAGGAAAAAUUAGGGCGAAAGGAAAAGUCUGUUCUGCAAGCCAAGCUCACUCGACUGGCCAUCCAGAUAGGUUAUGGAGGCACAGCCAUUGCUGUGUUAACAGUUCUCAUACUCAUCAUUCGAUACUGCAUCCAAGAGUUUGUCGUUGACAAAAAAAACUGGGAAGUGGGUGGUACAGCCACACACAUAGCGUUUUUUGUUAAGUAUUUCAUCAUCGGUGUGACUGUGCUGGUUGUGGCGGUGCCAGAAGGGCUUCCAUUGGCAGUCACACUUGCUUUAGCUUAUUCUGUGCGGAAAAUGAUGUAUGACAACAACUUAGUGCGGCAUUUAGAUGCCUGUGAAACUAUGGGUAAUGCGACCGCCAUCUGCUCUGACAAGACUGGGACCUUGACAACCAACAGAAUGACUGUUGUUCAGAGCUACAUUGGGGGCAUUCAUUACAAAAACACUCCAACAUUUUCCGCCUUACCACCUGGUUCUGGGCCUCUCCUUAUCAAGGCUAUCGCCAUCAACAGUGGCUAUACCUCCAGGGUUCUUCCAUCUGAGGACGGUGGAUUUGGCAAACAAGUAGGAAACAAGACCGAAUGUGCCCUUUUGGGAUUUGUACAGGACAUGGGCCAGGACUAUGAGUCUGUUCGUAUUGAAACACCAGAAGAGAAGCUGUACAAAGUCUACACAUUCAACUCUGUGCGCAAAUCCAUGAGCACAGUCAUCCCAAAAGAAGGGGGUGGAUUCAGGCUGUUUACCAAGGGCGCCUCCGAGAUUGUCUUGUCAAAGUGUGAUUAUAUCAUUGGCACUGAUGGACAACCACAUACUUUCUCAACGGCGGCCCAGGAAGAAAUCGUGGCCAACAUCAUCGAACCCAUGGCUGCUGAUGGUCUUCGUACUAUUUGCAUUGCCUACAAAACUUUUGUGAAAGAGGAGAAAGGCAAUGAGAAUGAUGUGGUAUACAGCGAGGAGCCAGACUGGGAGAAUGAAGAUGAAAUUGUGAAGGGUCUGACCUGCCUCUGUGUCGUUGGCAUCGAGGACCCUGUCCGCCCAGAGGUACCUAGUGCCAUCAAGCGAUGUCAGCGCUCUGGAAUCUGCGUUCGUAUGGUGACAGGAGACAAUGUGAACACAGCUCGGUCUAUCGCUUCAAAGUGUGGUAUCUUGAAACCCAAUGACGAUUUUCUUGUGCUGGAAGGAAAGGAAUUCAACAGGAAGAUCCGUGAUCCUACGACUGGAGAGGUGUCACAGGAGCUCCUGGACCAGGUGUGGCCCAAUCUUAGGGUGCUAGCAAGGUCCUCUCCCCAAGACAAGUACACCUUAGUCAAGGGAAUCAUCGACAGCAAGCUCCACUCAAACCGUGAAGUUGUGGCUGUCACAGGAGAUGGCACCAAUGAUGGGCCAGCCCUGAAGAAGGCUGAUGUCGGAUUCGCUAUGGGGAUUUCAGGUACAGAUGUAGCAAAGGAAGCCUCAGACAUCAUUCUGACGGAUGACAACUUUACGAGUAUUGUCAAAGCUGUAAUGUGGGGUAGAAACGUAUACGACAGCAUUGCCAAGUUUCUACAGUUCCAGUUGACGGUCAAUGUGGUAGCCGUCAUUGUGGCAUUCCUAGGAGCUUGUGUGAUUGAGGACAGUCCUCUGAAGGCCAUCCAGAUGUUGUGGGUUAAUCUCAUUAUGGACACCCUGGCCUCGUUGGCUCUAGCCACCGAACUGCCCAGUGAAGAACUCCUCCAGCGUAAACCUUAUGGCCGCACCAAGCCUCUCAUAUCACGCACCAUGAUGAAGAAUAUCUUAGGCCACUCUGUUUACCAAAUGGCCGUCAUUUUUACCUUACUAUUUGCAGGUGCUGAGAUAUUUGAUAUUGAUGACGGCCGAGGCGUCAAAGCCCUUCAUUCUCCUCCCACUGAGCAUUUCACCAUGAUUUUCAACACCUUUGUCAUGAUGACUUUGUUCAAUGAGAUUAAUGCGCGUAAAAUCCACGGGCAGCGCAAUGUCUUUGCAGGAUUGCAGAGGAACCCUAUCUUUAUCGGAAUCUGGAUUGGUACAAUGGUUGGCCAGGUGAUUAUCAUACAUCUGGGAGGAUUGGCGUUCAGCACUAAGGGGCUUUCAAUAGCACAAUGGCUCUGGUGUUUCUUUUUUGGUGUGGGUGCCCUCCUUUGGGGUCAGGUCAUUACCACUAUUCCCACUCAUAAACUCCCGAAGAGGAUAUUCACGUUCUUCUCUCAGCCACCGCCAGACAUGGCUGUGGACGAAAUAGAGGGUGCCGACGAACUGCACCCUCUUGAGUCAGACACCAUGGGACGUAGAGGUCAAAUUUUGUGGGUGCGCGGUUUGACAAGGCUACAGCAGCAGAUCCGUGUUGUAAACGCUUUCCAAAUGGACUUAGAUUCCCACUUGGACAGCUACGACAAACGUAGCCGGCCCUCCGUUAUUAGUCUCCAAUCACUUCAAAGUCAAAGUCGAGGCGUUUCUAAAAAGCCAACUCUGGCGAGUUCCCCUGAGGCGGAGGAAGGAUCAGGCCUUGAUCCCUCGACGCACCGAAUUCACCAUAAACAGGACCUCCAGCCAACUCCGGAGGAGCUGAACGAACAAGCAAAGCUAUAAUUCGGCGGAUUCUUAAAGCUUUUAAUUCGUCGGAUUUUUGCGCAAUUUGCGUGCAGAUUAAAGAUGUGUGGAUUCCCUUGCACAGUUAGCUGAAUGAUUCAGGGGAUUACUGUGAAUGUCUCAGACUGUGGAAUCAACCGAUUGCUUGAGACUUGCUUUUGUCAAAAGCUUGAGGCCAACAAUUUCAAGUAAUGUACAAUUCCUUGGAUUUUACAAAUAUUGAUUUCCCUCAGCUUUUUUGAUGAAAACAUCUGUGAGAGAAGUGACCAGCUGAAAGUAGAAGAAGUGGUAAAAUCCCAAAACAAACUGAAAUUUUUUCUGUGUCAGGUGGUGAUAGAAAGUCAGCAAAGACCAUGACAUACAUGUAAGAUCACAUGGAAAGAAAAGAUGCUGAAGAACAUUUGAAUAACUAAAUUUAAAAAAAAAACAGUAGGAGGAAGAAUUAGGUGACUUGUUAUAUCUCCGUGAUAAAGUUAUAACACUGGUUUUUCAUUCAGUGGUACUGGUAGUUUAUAAGUAUGGUGUUAGUUUAGAAAUUCACCUGUCCGAGAAAAUCACUUGUCCUUCACUGAUGAACGAUGUUUACACGAAAAACUGCAUGCUGUGACACAUCACCUCCUCAUCACUCUCACUUACAUCGUCUUGUACUUGUUGCUUCCUUACAUUCACUUGCUGCUUUUUUGCAUAAACUUGUUGCCUCUGCAUUUUUAUUUUUUUUUUUUUUAUCAGAUCUCAUUUUGCUUCUCUUACAUGUAGUUUUAACCUGUUUUUCUUUUUCUUCUUCCUAACUUAACUAGUAAUAUAUAUGUAUAUAUAUAGUCCUCACUUCUGCAGCCACUGCCUCACAGUCCCAUUUAAAUGGUAUGGUAUUCACGGAUAACAUUGCCUGUUCCCUUUCAGUACUCAUCUCCCUUCUGAUUCCCUGUUCUAUUUUCCGUCUCUUUUGAGGACACAAAUCGCUGUUUAAAUGCCGAAUCCCACCUCCUAAGGGAGAGCAGUUUGAAGACCCCUUGAACCGUGUGAUUUGUAUAAAGAAGAAACAUUACGUUUCUUCCCAUUUGUGGUAAUGAUUCCGUCUGUUUGAGCCGUUACAUCUGCAGUUCCACCUUGCGUGUUAACAAUCUGUAGACAGAGCUCAAAGCUUGUUCCUUCCUCUGCCCUGGUUUGUCAGUGUGGUAAGUCUUACCCUGGCAGUGCCUGACCAUUCCAGCUUAUAGCUGGCUGGUUUGCCACCUCAUUCACAGCAUUUAAUUGUUUGAGUCACUUAGAUAGCUCUGACAGACACACACUCCUGGCUACCUUUCCUACCACACCCCAAACUGAAUACCCUAGAUCAUAUACCUGAUUGAGAAGUUUAAACUUGUAAAAAUUGCAUUGUCUACUGCCCCUUCUUUACUUAUAUUUCCUCCAAAGCUUGUGAGUGUCGAAAUUAUGCCUUUCUACUUUUUUCAUUCAGUUUAUAACCAAUCACUUUGAUCAAAAUUUGAGCAAAAAAAUGGAUUUAAUUAUUAGGUCACCAAGAAAUUUUUGCUUUACAUUUGCUUUUGAUCGUCUGCAGACUCAAACAAUACCUGCUGAUUUUGGAGUGAAAUAGUGUGAAUACAAAAGUGAAAAACCGGUUCAAAAAGUAGAAAUUUGCCGCCCGCUGCGUUUGUACGUAAAAAUUAAGUUUAAAAAAUGUCAGUUUUUGGCCAAUGCUGUUUUGUGGUUUUGUGAAGCUUGUGUUUCUGUUUACUUAUCCUGGCUGCCGUGUGUUUCCUAACCAGUUACUUUUCAUAUGUUUUUUAUAUGUUUUUUUUUUCUUGUUUGGAUUUUUAUAUCUUUAGAAUAUGUCUAUAUUCCUUUUAUUGAUAUUUCUUAGAGUGCCCUCUUCUCACAAUCUGGCUCUUCUGUUUUUCUUCCACUUUUUAUGUACUAAAUGUUUUUCUACAGCUGCUGUUUACUCAAAGUUACUAUAUCAGAUAACAUGUUCAUUUCUUUUAAUACUGGGACUGUUGCUGUAGAUUCAGUUAACUUCUUCAUUCACCCUGAUGUCUCAUACAAACGAACAGCAGAUGCGAAAUGGAGGAACGACUGCACAACAAGGCUCAAUAGAUGCAGGAGCCGUUAGUGAAGGACACAUAGAGUUGAGACAAUGAUAGAGUAAUGACAUCAAACACAACAAGGCUCAAGAUAUCAGGGUGUACAACUGUGUUGUGUGGAACUGAACGUGUUACCUGUUCAGUCAUUGAAUUUGUUCAAUCAGUCAUACACUUCAUUAGAUAGGAGGACAGAGAUUUUGUAGUGACUUAUUCAAACUUUUUCUCAGUGUUUCAUGUUUUUAUAUUGGUUUGAUGUAUGAACAGGUGUACUCACAUUUACUGUUGAUCGGUAAGAUUUGCACACCUGGACUGGUAAUUUUUGCACACUUGAUCUGUAACAUUUGCACAUGGCCUUUGCAUGGUCAGUUCAUAGUGUAGAUUUUUUCAAAGUAUCUGCUUUUAAUAAUAUAAUUGGGAAAUUCAGGUGUAUUGCUGUAAUUAAAUUUAAAAUAAGCAUUUAUUGUUUUCGGGGGAAAAAAAUGCUGGAUAAAUAAAAGGAACAAAUUGUAUGAAAUGACUGAUUAUGAUGAUUUCCAUACUCAUUAUCAGACAUUUUUGUACCGUAAUGCCCUCUAGUGGUAUGUUCCUACAGUUAAAGAUGUGUAGGUGAUACAUGUAAUUUAGCUGUACAACAUCAGUAUGUCCUUACAGAGCUGUUGGAACAAACUCCUUCAUUUUCCAUUUGAGGACAUCAACAGGUUUAUUGACUUAAUGUACAUGUUUUAAAGUCAUAAUGUGGAUUUAUGUAAUUAAUUAUGAUACAUUUGUUUUGUAAGCUUUACAAUUUAGCAUUUAUAAGCUAUCUUUACAGAGCUGCAUUUAAAUUCUUUUUAUUAGAGCCUUACCUUUACUUUUGAUCUUGUGUAAGUAGUGAAAUGCUUUUCUGCUUUUUGUGCCGUUUCCUUCAUUGUAAAUACAUGCAAAUCCUUCACGGAUAUCCACAUGUAGUAUUAUAGUGUGUAUGUGCAUUACAACUUGCAGGCAGUUAUCAGAGAUCAGAAUACUUUUUAAACUUCAAGUCAUAAAUGAGGACUGUUUGUGAAAUUUUAAUGCUUUAUUUGUUAUUUAUUGAAGUCAGAAAUGUACAUACAUGUAUAUGUAAUCAAAUGUCCCAUCAGCUCAAGGCUUCCAUAUGACUCCAGCCUGUGAAAUUUUAACUGCAAAACUCUGUGGGGGUGAGAAUUCCAUUGUGAACAAUUCGUGAUCAUCUACUAGGUGAAGUGUACAGGUGUACAAAUCAUAUGUUAUAGACAGAGGACGGAUGGAUAUAAUUCUAGGUUAGUUUAGAACCCCAAGUUCAUUACGGGGCUAGGAGAUAAAGGUGAAAGAAAUCUGGAAAAAUUUGAAUCUCAUUGAUAUACAUGUUUUAUGUACCGUAAUGGAAAAUAAUUUCACAGUUUAAUAUUGUUUUGCUGUUUACAUAUGAUUGUUGUUGGAGACCAACACCUACGAUUUGGAUGGUCCAGUGUAUGACACACAGAGGAAGUAGCAACUGUAUUGUCUCCAAACUGACAGUCCCAGGUAUGGUGGCUGUAUUAGGCUGGACUCAUCCUCACUGCUGCAGUUGUCUCCCUUCUUGUGCGGUCAUUUUUUUUAAUUUUUUUUAUUCCAGUAUAAAUCUGUUUCUGUGGUGAUCUUUAUCUGGAAGGAAUUGGUGAAAUGUGGAUCUCGAUUUUCCUGCUUCUAGCUCGGCUUUUUUGAAUUCUUGACGUAUGAAAUAACAACUUUUUAGUGUCUAAAUGUAAACUCACUUUAAGGUUUUGUUAUUACUGUUGGUGUAGGCUUAUACAAAGAACAUUUUAUUGUUGUUACAGGCAGGUCACUGACUGGACCAGCCCCCAGAUGUGUGUUGUGAUAGUUGAAUUGAAUAAUAAAAUGGAUUCUUUUUUGUA